CUUUGGGUGUCUUUGGGGGAACCUGACACCUGGGACUGUGCAGCAAUGGCGCCGCAAGUGCCCAGUGCACAGGCGCACGAGAUUCGAAGGAUUGCUCAUAUAUCUGAAGAGUCUAGGGAAGCCGCGAGCCGCGAGGUCUGCACAGGCCUGGAGGUGGAGCCGGUGGAAGUCUGCGGCUUGAGCUUCCGCAUCCUGCGGCGGCGCUCGGACUUCUUCGCGGCGGUGGCGGGGGAUCUGCCGGUCAGCUCCACGGGGCUGGUGCUUUGGGAGUGCGCCAUCCUGUUGGCGGAGUACCUGGGCUAUGCGGGCUGGACGGGCGGCUAUGAGGACAGGAACUGGUGGCAGCUGCAUCCGCCGGCCGCCGUGGUGCCCGCCAGGUUCUGGCGACGGCAGCGCGCGGUCCUAGAGCUGGGGGGCGGCGCUGGCUUGGUGUGCGCGGCCCUGACCUCUCUGGGCGCGCAGGUUGUCUACACCGAUGGGGAUCCUGCAGCUUUGCGCACGGCCGAGCUGAACCUGGCGAAUGCUUGGGCCCAGCGCAGGAAGCGCGGCAAGGAGGGCUGGGGCUCCUGCACCUUCCGGCGCCUCAGCUUCGGGGAUGAGGAAGCCGCCAGGAAAAUCGUGGAGGAGCUGGGCCCCUUUGGCCAUGUGGUGGGCAGCGAUUUGCUCUAUGGUGAUAGGGCACCUCCAGAGCCCUUGCUGGACACGCUGGCAGCACUGGCGCGAGCACAGGACGCCUUGGGCGAGCCGUUCUUGGUGACCAUCGCCAUCAAGAACCGCUGCUGCGAUGAGGUGGAGGUCUUUGCCGGCGCCGCGCGGCAGCGGGGUUUGUGGGCCGUAAGCCGGGCGGAGCCCGCCGCGCUGCCCGAGAGCUUCCAAGUGCAAGCAGACGAGUUCUACGGCCGCCAGGCCAAGCCUGGGUAUUGCGUCGUGCACCUCCGGCCUGCCGAGCCCGACCCAUCGCGCUCGGCCAAGAGGGCGAGGGUGAGCGAAGCGGUCGCCAGCCCCGCGCCAGCCUAGUUACCUGAUCCUGGCACGCUUGGUUCAA
Effrenium voratum is the source of this 1045-nucleotide messenger RNA. NCBI's taxonomy places the organism in Eukaryota, Dinophyceae, Suessiales, Symbiodiniaceae. The record is from the annotation of a GenBank genome assembly.